AAAGGUGACUUAAAACAAAAAAAUAAUCGAAAGGGUGGCAGACACCCCGCGGUCGUACUGAAGUCCGCCCCGUAUCGCCGAGACGUGAACUUUCGCCUGAAAUGGACGUGGGUGGUAGGAGCCUGUGGCUCGGUGCCCGUGAGGUUGUUCGUCAGGGUGGAGACUGACUCACCUGAGGAGGGUGGGGCGCCGCGAAGGGCUGGGCGCCAAACACUCCGCCCUCUGGCAGCGGCCGCGCCUCACCCCGCAGUUGGAAAGCAGAGAGAAGAGGCGAGCGGCUCGGGGUCCCGGAAGGGGGGGUGGGUGGGCACGCAGAUAAGAGUUCCUCGGGAGAACUUGGCCGCAGGGGCUGCGAAGAUGUACGUGAUGCAAGAGACUCACUUCCUGAAGUCCGCCUUACCGACGGACGCCCCGGUCUCCACCCUGGCCGUGCCGUCGGAGAGCCAGCUGGACCAUCGGAACGGGCACCAGCAGCGGACUCAGCAGAAGAGCAUGAGGGUGCAGGAGCAGGUGAUGACCAUGCUGAAGAACAGUAGCGGCCGGGCCGGUGGCUCGUCCUACGCGGGCUCGGUUCAUGGAGGUUCUGGAGGAAUGACAAGAUAUCAGACAACAACUAUGCCAGGUUUCAGCUCCAAGUCACAAGUUCCUUUAACAGAGAAAAAGUAUUCUACCGUCAAGCCAUCUGUGUACCGACACGGAGGCAGUCAGAACUGGUCGUCCCGCUCAGCUGUGGGAGAUUAUGCCUUUAAAAGGGCAUCCGGGGCAAGUCAGUAUGACAGACAGGGGGAGGAGGUCGUCUCUCGCUACAGAUCUAUUUCCAGUCAUCAGACCAAUCCCAGACCAAUGUCCUUUCACCAGUCUUCACGGUACAGAUAUGCCACCCUAUCUCAGUUGGGACAACAGGACAGUGAUAACUUAUCUCUGCGCUCAUUGCAGUUGCCAGGCAAAUAUGCUCAGAAAAAACCUUGGUCUGGAUCUCAACUGAAUGGGCAGGCUAUGUACCAGAGACCAGAUGAUGAAGAAAUUAGCAUGAUCUCGGAUCAGGUUGAUAAUGGCUACAUGUCUGGUGGUAAUGAAUAUGGCAGCAGGACAAACUACACAGUGAGUAAGCGGAUGAGUAUAGGAGGCUCUGUGAAAAGCUCAGCAAGGAUGUCAAGUGGGUCAACAGGCAUGGCUGGUUAUGCGGCAGAAGAAAUAGAGGAGACGUCCGUACGCCGGCAAGUUAGGCCCCCGGCUCAGCGCACACUGCAGAGGGUCCAACAAUGCAGCAAAGUCUCUCGAGGAAGAGCAGGUUCGAGUUCACAGAUUUCAGUGCAAAUGUCGCGCACUCCAUCUCUGCACAGCCUGACUGGAAUGCAAGCUGGUGCCCAAGAACUGGGAGAUCAGCAAAUGCAACAGUUACAAAUGGAUAUGAACAGAUUUCAGAUGUCACAGACUGAUGUAAUGAACCUGCCUACAGCUGUGCAACUUCUGAGCAGCCACGAUGUUAAUAACCAGGUUAUUGGAGCUGGGUACAUUCAGCAUACGUGCUACCAUGAUGCAAAUGCUAAAACACAGGCCUAUAACUUGAAUGCCAUCCAACUACUAGUGAAGCUUUUCAACCACGAUGCAUUGGAGGUUCAGAGGAGUGCUACAGCAGCAAUGCGUAACCUGAUCUACAACAACAAUGUAAACAAACUGGAGCUGGUCAAGCAGAAUGGAAUCCCUAAGAUGAUGCAGGCAAUCAGAGUUAAGGAUGAAGAACUGAAGGCCAACAUCACAGGAAUUUUGUGGAAUCUGUCUUCCAAUGAGGAUCUGAAGAAUACUCUUGCUCAAGGGGCAUUAGAUGAAGUCACUCAAGAAAUCCUUUCUCCUUACUCAGGCUGGAGUAAGAGUAUAAAUGAGCACCAGCUUCCUUCAGAGGAUAAUGUCUUCUUUAAUACAACUGGCUACAUUAGAAAUCUAAGCUCGGGAAAAGUGGAAACUCGUCAGAAAAUGCGACAAUGCAAAGGUUUAGUGGACUCGCUGGUCUAUUACAUCCAGCACUGUCUUGAUGUCGGCAACACUACUGAUAAGAGUUUGGAGAAUUCGGCCUGUGUUCUGCGUAACCUGUCCUAUCGCCUUUAUGAAGAAAUACCAUCGUAUUACCAGAACCGAUUGGAGGGUCCUGGCAGGAAUGACAGAAGUGCAAGGAAGAAUGAUGUUGUGGGAUGUUUCACUCCUCAGAGUCGGAAAGUUAAAGAGAUCAAUACAGACAUGGCAAUGUUUUCUGAAGUAUCAAAAAAUCCAAAAGGAAUGGAGUGGCUGUGGAACCCCGCCAUAGUGAAAAUGUACAGCAAACUCUUGGAGCAUAGCGAGUGUAACCUGCAGACCACUGAAGCUGCCUUGGGAGCGCUACAGAAUAUUACAGCAGGAGACUGCCGGUGGGCCUCUGUGGUGAGUCGAUUGACAAUGGAUCAAGACCGAACGUGGUUCACGCUAAUUGACUAUUUGAAGAACAAUAACGAGAACGUAUUAAAAGCCUUGACUGGCCUACUUCGAAAUCUUACCAUACACGCAAAGAAUAAGGAAGAUGUCUCAAUCAAAAUCAUUGGACCCCUCUUGAAUAAAUUACCAGAGGAUGUCAACUACUCUUCACCAUCGAAUGAGGUGGCUGCGAAUAUUUGCUCGAUACUCAACAGUCUAGUAAUCGAGACCAGUGAAGCUCCCAGACAAAUUGUAAACCAUAAUGGAUUAAGAAAGAUCAUGAACAUCAAAGAGAGAAGAGAUAGUGAAUCUGAGAAAGCUGCAAAAGCUGCUUCUAGCCUUUUGGGAAAUAUGUGGUAUUACAAGUCCAUGCACCGUGAAUACAGAUCGAGGGGCUUCGUAAAGAACAAUUUUGUGUCCCACUGAAAUCUAAUCGGACACCAUGGCUUCAAUCAAAACUGGAAACAAAGGCAAAUACUACUGAAUGUGCCACUUCGAAAAUAGAUAUAAACAUGAACUUUUUUUUGUUUUCAUGUACUUAAUACUUACUUAGUAGUGUCUGAAUCUAAUCAAAGAGCAUUGGGGCCGAACAUUGCCAUUGGCAACACUGAGGUCUGAUGCACGCAAGUGAAAGUUAUAUUACCAAAAUGUUUAUAUUAAAAGUUAGUAAUAAACAA
Pristis pectinata (smalltooth sawfish) is the source of this 3122-nucleotide messenger RNA. RefSeq names its product plakophilin-3-like. The transcript is spliced from 13 exons. The record is from RefSeq and is a predicted model, not a curated record. Gene Ontology annotation, cellular component: nucleus; plasma membrane; adherens junction. The coding region runs from base 358 to 2871 and encodes 837 amino acids. NCBI's taxonomy places the organism in Eukaryota, Metazoa, Chordata, Chondrichthyes, Rhinopristiformes, Pristidae. Gene Ontology annotation, molecular function: cadherin binding. Gene Ontology annotation, biological process: cell-cell junction assembly; cell-cell adhesion.